Molecule: messenger RNA, 2050 nt
Organism: Amphiprion ocellaris (clown anemonefish)
Lineage: Eukaryota; Metazoa; Chordata; Actinopteri; Pomacentridae
Gene: faap24
Product: FA core complex associated protein 24
Exons: 4
Coding region: 90-734 (214 amino acids)
Biological process (GO): interstrand cross-link repair
Cellular component (GO): Fanconi anaemia nuclear complex
Molecular function (GO): chromatin binding
Source: RefSeq, a predicted model, not a curated record
GUGAGGCAAAACAAAAAUGGCGUUGAUAGUUUACCAUAGUUGUUUGGAUACAGUCAGCUAACUUUAGAAGGGGCUGUGUGUAUAGUAGCAUGGGGACUAAUUUACUGAUUGCGGGGCCACCUUACGGCCAUGUUUUUUCCAGUGAAAAGUGGAGAAGUUCGUCACUCAUUGAAGGCUUAAAAGGUGGAGGUGUGAAGAUCCUGUUUGAGAAUGAACUCGGUGUGGUCGAUUUUUACCUGUCCAACAAAAGCACCAUCCUGUAUGUGUCUGAGUGCGACAUCAUAGCAGGAAACGGCUACAAAAGGAAGUUGGUUCGCUACAGAAAUACCAGCAACAGCUUCCAGGAGCUGGUGUUGGUGGAGAAGACCAAGCUCAGCGAGCAGUACUUCCCUGCUGUGCAGAAGUUUGUGGUUUUUGACCUGGGUCUGUCUCUGCUGCCAGUCAGCGGACAGACUGGCGCCUCACAACUCAUUACUCAUAUGGUUCUCCGUGAGAGUCAGGAGAACCCCUUUAGAAGGAGGAGUGAGUGUUGUCUGUUAGACCCGUUGGUCAUGGGUGUGGUCCAGAAGGUCCCUGGGGUGGGCAGAGUCCGAGCUCAGGCCCUGCUGCAGAACUUCUCAAGCAUCCAGCAGUUGUGCAAUGCCACCCCUGCUGAACUGGCGCUUAUCGUGGGCAAGGCUUGUGCUCAGCGGAUCCACAGCUUCUUCCACAGACACACUGCUACUGGAAGUUAAAGGAGCUGUAACUUUUUCAAUGACAGCUGGGCCAGCAUCAGAAACUUGCAGAAACACUUUGACUCACAUGGACACACUUGGUUUGAAUUUUUGGGUUAAAUUCCAACUUGACAGUUUUAUUUAAAAUGUACAAAUAUUAAGAAAUGAUAUAUUUUACUUUUAACUAUUUGAACAGACAUGUUGUCAAAACUGUGAAAAUUAUUUUAUUUAAAGACCCUCUUCAGUGAAAAUAUUUAUUUAUUCCUAUGUUAACAUAUCCAUGUAGAGUUUUUAUGUUCCGAAAGAUGCAUCAUGAGCAAAAAAAAAAAAAUGCAGUCAAUGACAUUGCUGAUUUUUCCACCUUGAAACUGCAACAUAGUGAUGACAGUCUCAAAAACACGGAUUCAUACGCUACAAACGUAAGCAAUCAAUCCUGUCACCUGCAGGGUAGGACUUUCUGUACCUUAAUUUUUCAGAGUUGGUUGCCAGUUUAAACAUGUUUGGCUGAAUUACUCCAAUAUCAUAACUUCCUAGUUGAAGUGGUGUGCUUAAGCUGCAGCGAGUUCCAAGGGGUGGGUGAAGAGUGAGACAAGAACUUCAUAGACCUCCAUUUUCUAGAGGACAUCUAUUUGAGGAUGAAUACUGGGUGUUAGUUUUGCAGGUAUUUGGUCAUAAACCAAACUGGACAAAAUGUGAGUUUGAUCAAGUGAUGCAACCAGAUGAAAAGGCACGUGAUCACUCAGCUUCUUGCAAUUCAUCCUGAGAUAAAUAUAAAUGUCUGUAUACAAUUUUACAGCAAUCUGUGAAAAAGUCAUUAUUAGGUAGUUAUUAUUUUUUGUUUUUUUUUUUAAAAAAAGGAAAAGUCAGUCAUAUGCUAUACAUGCACUACCAUUCAGAAGUUUGGGGUCACAUAGAAAUGUCCUUGGAAGAAACACGUUUUUUUUUUUUCAAUGAAGUUAACAUUAAAUGAAUCAGAAAUACAGUCUAGACAUUGUUCAUGUGGUAAGUGACUAUUCUAGCAGGAAACAGCUGAUUUUUAAUGGAAUAUCUCCAUAGGGGUACAGAGGAACAUUUCCAGCAACCAUCACUCCUGUGUUCUAAUGCUACAUUAUGUUAGCUAAUGGUGUUGAAAGGCUAAUUGAUGAUUAGAAAACCCUUGUGCAGUUAUGUUAGUACAUAAAAGUGAGUUUUCAUGGAAAGCAUGAAUUGUCUGGGUGACCCCAAAUGUUUGAGCAGUAGUGUAUGUUGGAUGAUUUUUGCAAUAUGCACUAACAUUUCUUAUUGUGACAAAUUUUUCAUAUUUGUACUCUGGAAUAAAUAAACUUCAAUCAUCUGUA